AGCGGUGAUGUUGCGGCGAUUUUCUCUCUUAAGCGCCUCACGGCGGCCAGGGAAGCUGUUUCUGCUGGCCUCCAUCAAGCAAACAUGCCUUUCUCACACUUCAGCGCCACAACAGAGAUCUUCCCGCCGGCUUCAGCAGCCCUUUCUUGACGCCAUGGAGCGGGCGGACUACAUUCAUGCGACCCAGAAGAGGCGGCCCAAUUGCAUGACCCUGCAAGAGAGGCGUUUCUCGUCUUCAACGACGCAGAGUCCGGCGGAUGAUGAUGGAAGAGGCGAGGCAGAUCCACCUCUCCCAUCACAGAAAGGGCCACAUGACGAGGAUGCAUCGCUGGAUCGGUUCCGGGAGUCGCUGCGCGAGGCGUCGAGGCUGCUGCAGUGCGGUUUGGUGGAGCGGGAGGAGGUCUGUCUGGUGGUGCUGCUGGCACUGGUCACCGGGAGUCAUCUGUUCCUGCUUGGCCCUCCUGGGACGGCAAAGAGCGAGAUCGCAAGACGGCUGGCGAAGCUCUUGCAGGUGACACGAGCGCAUGAGUGAUCCAUAUGGGGCUCAUGAACUGAUGGCUGCUCGUUCAGGGGAGGUUUUUCGAGCGUCUGUUGACCCCUUUCUCACUGCCCGAGGAGGUGUUCGGGCCCUACUCAUUAAGCGCCAUUGCUGAGGGCCGGUUCGAGCGGCUGACGGACAAGUAUCUCCCAACCGCCGAGUUUGCUUUCCUGGAUGAGAUCUUCAAGGUCAGAAGAAACCGAGAACCGGUUCGUUCGUUGCAUGUGGUGGAUUUGUGUCAUGCAGGCAAACAGUUCCAUCCUCAACUCGCUCCUUACGAUCCUCAACGAACGCGAGUUCGACAACGGCACAACGCGCAUGCGGGUCAGAAAAGCAAUGAAAGAGCAGGCAAUGACCGAGGCGCAUGGACAACCGGUCAUUUCAUCCCCAUGUUAUCAUCAGGUCCCUCUGCGGACUCUGAUAUCAGCGAGCAACGAGGUGCCGGUGACGGGCGAGCUGCGGGCCCUCAGCGACAGGUUCCUGCUGCGGUGCUAUGUGGAUAGUGUGAGUGUGGCUGGCUUCGAGGCGGUGGUAAGGGGGGCGGCCGAGAGCGAACGGCUCGAGGGAAUCCACCACAAGUUCACUGCAGCUGAGACGCAGAGGUAGGCAGGCAGGGGGAAGAUCGGAGGGUGGUUUAGGCUUGUGCACUUAUCUCUCUCUCUCUCUCUCUCUCUCUCUUGCUCUUGUGGGUGUGCAGGUAUCGCUCAUUGGCCCUGUUGCGUGUGAAUGGCCUGAAUGAAGAAAUAGUGGACGUCCUCAAGAUGCUCCGACAGUUCCUCAAGGAGCAAGACAUCCUCGUCUCCGACAGGAGGUGGCGUCAGAUCGGCGAGCUGCUCAAGGUGGUGGCGUACACGUCGGGCCGCCUCGACGUCACACGAAUCGACCUCUGCAUGUUGAAGUACUGCUGCUGGGAGACCAUGGAGCAGGUGGCUGUGGUCGAGAAGUGGCUCAUCGACAACUUCGCGGCACCCACAUACCUGCAGCAGGGGGUCAUCAAGGGUCUUGCCAGGAAGGUGUCGCAAUGGCAGACCAUCGCCAAGGAUGGCCGCGACAUGGUAUGCCGUGGAAGUGGAGCCCCUCACGACGUGGACGUUUGACGUUGUGUGUUGUAUUGUUUAUUGAUGCAGUUGACGUAUGCGUCAUCGAUCCGGGAGUUGCUGGAGGAGCACUUUGACUUGGGCGAGCACGGCACGCAGCGACAACUCAUCGAGCAGCACCAGUGGCUGUCCCACGACAUGAAAACCAAGGUACACGCACCGCACAGGCAGGCACGAGCCCAGACCACACCUAGACCAAUUCCCUUCGCCUGGCUGCUGUCCCAGGCGCUGAAAGGUCUCCGGCAGGCAGCCUCGAGGUACAGCGAUGCCGGCCUUUCUGACAUCGCUCUCACUCUCGGCCAGUCCAUCACUUUCGCCUCGCGCCCAUACGCCGGCACGCCCACCAAACCCAAUGUGGCAUGCGUCCUCGUCGGCCCCUCCCACUGGCCAGUCAGCAUCAUCACCGCCACUUUGGAUGAGCUACUCGAGGCGAUGGCGACAGACGGUGGCAGGGAAGACAGCUGCGGGGUGCGUGAGCGUGUGCGCGAGAGGGGUUUGGACGGCAGGAGUGAGGGGUCUGUGUAUGUGUCGGAGCUCUUUGAUGAGUGGCAAGACAUUCGGCGACUCCUGGGUAAGUCAGCCAGGCAAGGAAGCAACGUGCCAUCUGUAUUCAGUAGUGUGUGGGCUUCCCUUCUGUGUAGGUCCAUCAGGUGUGGCUUUCCACGAAGGCAUCCCAUCAUCUCCAGCCGAGGCGCGAGACAUCCACGACUCGCUGGCGUCACUGCUUAGAGAGAAGGAAAACAAUGCCGCCAAACGAGAGACGGACCAAGCGGCGGUGCUGUCAGACGAUCCAGGCCGAGAUGCCGCAGAUGUGGAGAGGGAGCCAGUCCGUGAGGAUUUGGCGUUCAGUGAGACGAUGCGGCUGGACCAUGCCUCCAACAUUCCUUGACGAGAACACUGCUGGUGCUGCAGCUGCUGGGUGGCCUUGGUGGGUGCUGUGUGUGUGCUUCCCUCUCGUCGUGUGUCUGGCUGCGUGACGGGCUUCGCGUCAGAUGGCGGUUAGACUGGUCAGCCCUAGUCUAAUUUCUGUUGGUGCCGGUGCCUUCAUGCAAACAGACACAGCGAGAGAGAAGAACCGAUGGAUGGACAAGAAGAGGGCUGUGUGUGCAUCUCAGAUGGUGGGGCGGGCGGGGCGUGUCGGUGUGUACAGAGAGACAGACAGACAGACAGGGUGUCAGUGGGUCAGUCAGGCCACUUACUUACACGAGUGCGAGCAGAUGGGGGGAGACGGUGCUUGUACAGUCGUGGAAUGGGCACACUUGCUCACGUCAAUGUGACUGACUGACUGAAUGCAUCCACACUCUAUCGUGUCCCUCACAACCAACCACCACCCAGCACGCACCAAAUGAAUGACAGACAGACAGACAGACAGACAGGCCGGCAGUCA
Vitrella brassicaformis is the source of this 3022-nucleotide messenger RNA. NCBI's taxonomy places the organism in Eukaryota, Vitrellaceae. The record is from the annotation of a GenBank genome assembly.